AGGCAAAUUACUUCUAACCACUUCCUUAACUAGCUGGUUGAAAAGACAAGAAAAAAUCUAAUAACAUAUACAUUUCUAUCGUUAUCCCAACCACUCCGUAGCCUCCAUUGACUUCCCUUGCAAACAAUUACCAUCCGUCACAAUGGCAUUCACAACCAAAGCCAAGAUCGCCUCCUUCGGGGGCACGCUCUACAAGCUCUCCCACGCCUCCUCCUCGACUGGGACCGAGAUGGCAGUGUCCGUGUACCUGCCCCCGCAGGCGACCAAGCAAGGGGCCAAGGUUCCCGUGCUGUUCUACCUCUCCGGCCUGACCUGCACGCCCGACAACUGCUCGGAGAAGGGCUUCUUCCAGCACGCGGCCUCGCAGCGCGGCCUCGCCAUCGUCUACCCUGACACCUCCCCGCGGGGGCUCAACCUCCCCGGCGAGAAGGACAGCUGGGACUUUGGCGAGGGCGCGGGCUUCUACGUCGACGCGACGCAAGAGCCGUUCUCGGCGGGUUACAAGAUGGAGAGCUACGUGUCCCGCGAGCUCCCCGCUGCGCUCUUCGGCGACGCCGAGUUCGGCCGCUUCCUCGACGGCGGCCGCGUCUCCAUCACGGGCCACAGCAUGGGCGGACACGGCGCCCUGACGCUCUACCUCAAGAACCCGGGGCAGUACCGGUCCGCCAGCGCGUUUGCGCCCAUCUCGAACCCGGGCCUGUGUCCCUGGGGCGAGAAGGCGUUCAAGGGCUACCUCGGCGAGGACCGCGAGGAGUGGAAGAGGCACGACGCCACGGAGCUGGUAAAGGGGUGGAAGGGCGGCGACCUGAAGAUGCUCGUCGAUGUUGGGACGGGGGACAACUUCUACAAGCAGGGCCAGCUGCUGCCUGAGAACUUUGAGAAGGCCGUCAAGGAGGCUGGGCUGCAGGGGCUGGAGUUGAGGUACCAGGAUGACUAUGACCACUCGUACUUCUUCAUGGCCUCGUUCAGCGACGAUCACGUCAACCACGCGGCGAAGCACCUGGGUCUAUAAAAGGAACGCUCCGAUGUUAUGUCCGUGUUGACUUUGUAUGUAAGGUGAACAAAAUAUCAUGUGCGAAUAGCCUUCUGUGUGCAGAUCGUUCAAGGUUGUCGGCCAGGGAGAGAGAAUAUACAUACGGCGGCGUUUCACCCCAGGUCAACAGAAGUAUUCAGCUCAUCCUUCGUCAAGUUCAUAGACUCAUUUCCAUCCUUUAAAACUCCUCAUAGCGCCGGU
Messenger RNA from Phialemonium atrogriseum, 1234 nucleotides. RefSeq names its product S-formylglutathione hydrolase. The record is from RefSeq and is a predicted model, not a curated record. Gene Ontology annotation, biological process: formaldehyde catabolic process. The coding region runs from base 143 to 1012 and encodes 289 amino acids. The transcript is spliced from 2 exons. Gene Ontology annotation, cellular component: cytosol. Lineage: Eukaryota; Fungi; Ascomycota; Sordariomycetes; Cephalothecales; Cephalothecaceae. Gene Ontology annotation, molecular function: S-formylglutathione hydrolase activity.